Messenger RNA from Pogona vitticeps (central bearded dragon), 1624 nucleotides. Its product is annotated as protein-lysine 6-oxidase. Lineage: Eukaryota; Metazoa; Chordata; Lepidosauria; Squamata; Agamidae. Gene Ontology annotation, molecular function: copper ion binding; protein-lysine 6-oxidase activity. Gene Ontology annotation, biological process: peptidyl-lysine oxidation; collagen fibril organization. The record is from RefSeq and is a predicted model, not a curated record.
AUGACGGUUUUUGCAUUAGCCCCCACCACACCCCCUGAGGUGCGGACGACCCCCAGCCCUGCCGGCGGGGAAGGCGCCCUGCCCGCCAGCCGAGUCAGGGGCCCCCAGGUCGGCUGGGAGACCCCCCGAGGGCGUGACGUUUUGGGGCCCUGGACCUCCGUCCAAAACAGGCCAGAGAGGCCCCCGGUCACCCCCACGGCGGCUAGAGGAGGACAACCAGCCGUCCAAAACAGGCCGGAGAGGCCCCCGGUCACCCCCACGGCAGCUAGAGGAGGACAGCCGGAACCGGGGCUCAACGAGACCGAGGGGACCCCCGUUCCUCUCCGUACCCCCGUUCCCCGAGAAGGGGGUCCCCAGAACCCCAGAGAUGCCACCGAGGAUGACCCCGGAGACCCCUCUGGAAGCCAGAACAGCGUCUUCUACGAUGCCUACCCCGUCGCCAGGGAGCGUCCGGGACCCCGAAGUGACCCCCAAAGGCAUGGCUACGGGACCAACUACUUCCAUCAUGGUCUGCCCGACUUGAUCCCCGAUCCGUAUUUCAUUCAAUCGUCCACUUACCUCCAGCGGGUCCAGCUCUACGCUUUGCAGUGCGCGGCCGAAGAGAACUGCCUUGCCAGGUCCGCCUAUGAGCCGGGGGUCAGCCCGAUCAGCUACCGGGUCCUGCUCCGCUUCCCACAGAGGGUCAAGAACCAAGGAACAUCCGACUUCCUCCCAGUGAAGCCCCAGCGAGACUGGGAAUGGCACAGCUGCCACCAGCAUUAUCAUAGCAUGGACGCCUUCAGCAACUAUGAUCUGCUGAAUGCCACCAACCACGAAAAAGUGGCCGAGGGUCACAAGGCCAGCUUCUGCCUCGAGGACACGAACUGCGACCCAGGUGUUCGUCGGCGAUACGCCUGCACCGCACACACCCAGGGUCUGGGUCCCGGCUGUUAUGACACCUACCACGCCAACAUCGAUUGCCAGUGGAUCGACAUCACCGACGUGGCCCCGGGGAAUUACAUUCUCAAGGUGACGGUCAAUCCGGACUUCCUGGUGCCCGAGUCGGACUUCACAAACAAUAUCGUCCGGUGUGAUGUGACCUACACAGGCUCCCAUGUCAACACCCACAACUGCAAGAUAACAAGCUUCUGAGGAGCGUCCAGACCUGGCCCGAGGCAAGCUUCCUCCUUCCUCUAUAGGGCUGCUUUGGUUUCCGGACAACAGCGUCUCCCCUGAAAAUCUGGGGGGCACCAGAUCUGAGGGGCAGCCAUUGGGAGAGACGAGGAGCCCCGCGUUCAAAUCUGCUCGGGCCAAGAUCCUCUGGAUCCGGCGGUUCCUUAGGGGAGGUGCCUCACGUGGGGGUGUGUGUGUGCUCCACCGGUGUGGAUCCAGCCCCUCUCUCCAACUCUGGACUUCCUCAGCCCCAUCGGGACAGGUGGAAAAAUACAUUUCUUUUGCAAAACUCUGGGAAUCGGGAAGGAAAUCCCCAUCAGAUUUGGGAUGCCAGAAUCAAACAAGCCCAAAAACAAUCCCUAAGAGAUAAAAAAAAAUAACCAGCAGCUGCCACACCUAUGAUUCUCACCCAGAACAUCUGGGCACUUUUCCCUCUCGUUUUCACCUGUCAGUUGCAGUCCCUUUACCCCCC